AAAGCCAACCUUCAAGAAAACGCGCAACUCUCUCGGUCCAAAGUCUUCUGACGUCUCUUUGCCGUCUUGCUUUGCGGUUUUACUUCGUCUUUCUUCUUCCUUUCCCUCUCCUCUCUCUCUCUCUCUCUACACAUGCCUUUCCCUCCUACCUCGACGACCUUGUUGUUCUUUCUCCACCUAACUCGCCAAUGAAUUCCCCACAAAACCCACCUCUCUAAAUCCCCAGAAUCCAAUCCAGGAAUCGUUUUCGAAUCCGGGUUUUCCCCCAGAAUCCAAUCCAGGAAUCGUUUUCGAAUCCGGGUUUUCCCCCAAAAGAACCAGCUGCUUUCCCUGCUGGAUCCUAAUGAUCCAGAUCUUAGAAGCUUCAAAAUUCGGGACCACCAAUCCAAAAUCCAAAAAUUGAGUCUUUGGGUUGUUUUCAAUUUCGAUUCCGGCCCCAAAGAUUUCUGCUUUCUUUAAUUUCAGAUGGAUCUUCACAAAAAUUCAAGAGCCGCCGUUCUGGGUUGUUUUCUGAUUCUCUCCACGUUGUUUUCCGAUGCGUCGGCAAACUUGGUGUUCUCCGUUAGCCACAAGUUCAAGGGCCGUGACGGGCGGUCGUUGAGCGAGCUCAAAGCCCACGAUUUCCGCCGCCACGGCCGGAUUCUCGCCGGCUCUGCUUCUGCGGUGGAUCUGCAGCUCGGCGGCAAUGGCCAUCCGUCUGAAACCGGACUAUACUUCGCCAAGCUCGGGAUUGGGUCGCCGUCGAAGGACUAUUUUGUCCAGGUGGAUACGGGGAGUGAUAUCCUGUGGGUCAAUUGCGUAGGCUGCACAAACUGUCCCAAGAAAAGUGACAUCGGCGUGAAGCUCACAUUGUAUGAUCCGAAAAGCUCAUCGACUUCGAGUUCUGUUACUUGUGAUCAGGAAUUUUGCACGUCGAAAUACAACGGUCAACUGCCGGGCUGCCAGCCGGACUUGCUCUGCCAAUACGACGUGACAUAUGGCGACGGAAGUGAGACGGCCGGAUACUUUGUGCAGGACACUAUUCAAUUUGAUGAGGGGACUAAUGGCAGUGUUGUGUUUGGUUGCGGUGCUAAGCAGUCCGGGCAGCUGGGAAAGACUUCCGAGGCGCUUGAUGGGAUUCUCGGAUUCGGGCAGGCAAAUUCGUCUGUGUUUUCCCAGUUGGCUGCUUCCGGGAAGGUGAAGAAACAAUUUGCACAUUGUUUGGACAAUGUCCGCGGAGGUGGGAUUUUCGCCUUUGGCGAAGUUGUGGAGCCCCAAGUGAACAACACAACUCCGUUGGUGGCAAAUCAGGCCCAUUACAAUGUUGUAAUGGAGGCAAUUGAGGUAGGAGGCGAUGUCCUGCAGCUUGCCUCGGAUGUUGGGACGAUCAUCGACAGCGGAACAACCCUGGCCUAUCUACCGCAAGAGGUUUUCGACCCGGUGAUGAAGAAUGUUUUAGCCAAGCAGCCUGACUUGAACUUGCACACAGUUGACGACCAGUUCUCAUGCUUCCAAUUUUCCAGCAAUGUAGACGAUGGAUUUCCAUCGGUGACGUUCCACUUCAAGAAUUCGGCUUCCCUGACGGUUUAUCCCCAUGACUAUCUGUUCCAGCUGAAGGAAGAUGUGUGGUGUUCCGGCUGGCAGAGCAGCGGGCUGAAAUCGAAAGGUGGAGACUCCAUGACGCUUCUGGGAGAUUUGGUGCUGUCGAACAAGCUGGUGAUUUAUGAUCUGGAGAAACAGACGAUUGGUUGGGCCGAUUACAACUGCUCAUCAAGCAUCAAAGUGGGGAACGAGAAGACAGGAGGAGAAGAUACAAUUGGUGCUCAUAAUAUUUCUUCAGCUUCCACUUUUACAAUUGGGAGAUUAAUAUUGACAUUCUUCUUGUUAAUAUCUGCUGUGUUUUAGAUUUUUACUUGAACAAAUAUUGGCCAGCAUUCAUUCUUUUUUGUUGCAUCAUAAAUUUUAUCAAUGAAAUUGUGUGAUUUUACAUCCA
Molecule: messenger RNA, 1972 nt
Organism: Malus domestica (apple)
Lineage: Eukaryota; Viridiplantae; Streptophyta; Magnoliopsida; Rosales; Rosaceae
Product: aspartic proteinase 36-like
Biological process (GO): proteolysis
Molecular function (GO): aspartic-type endopeptidase activity
Source: RefSeq, a predicted model, not a curated record